UCGAAAUUUAUUUAUACAAACAUUAUUUUAUCUUUCUUAACAUUUAGUAAGUAGAAAUAGAAUGAUGUAAGAACUACUAUACUAUACUAUAUCUUCUUACAUCAUAGAUAGAAUGUCACUUGGUCGACUGCAUGAUUUCUUCGUCAUGCAAGAUAUAUUUAUGUAGAUAUAUGUAAAUGGAAAGUAUCCAUGCACAACAUUACAACAUAACCUUAUCAGUAUGACAGCAUUGACAGCCGCAUGGUCCGUUAUUUAUUCGCAUAUGUUGCAAACAAAAAUAGAGGAUGGAUCACGAGGAUGAGUUCCUUAAUGCCUUCUUCACACAAGUCGCUCAAUUAUGCUCCGAUAAGGCUAAGGAAACAGUUGAGAAAGAAAGGGAAUCAUGUAAGCAGAUGCAAAUGGGUCCAUGGGGAAUGCUCCUGUUGCAUUUACCACAGAUAGCUGUUGUAGAGCGUUCAUAUGCGGAUUUAGGUUUUCUCAAUACUAAAAAUAAAGGUUUUCUUAGGAAGGAUAAUUCUUUAAAGACUGUCUAUGAAUCACUGAAGUCUGAUUUGAAAAGAUUAGAGGAAAUGACUAAGGGAACGAAUUCCAUUGGUACGACAGUCGCAAAUGUUUCCAGUCAGCUCUGUCAGUUCAUCACGGCAAGAAUCCAGCUGAUAGAUUUCUAUGAAAGAAUGUACAAUAUGAGUGUAAAUAGCAAAGUUAUGAAGCAUCAAGAAUUGCUGCAGUAUAUAGAAGGAAUAGUAAAAUGCUAUUUGUUAUCCUGUUCUCAUUUGGCAUUAACUGCUAUCAAAACAAGUUUAACAUUAGAAUGUGAAAUACUAGUACAAUUAAUGAAAGCACAAGUCGAAGUUCAAAAUUGGAGAUUUUUACCAACCCUGAUGGCACUCUAUGGAGCGCAAACGCGAAUGUCAGCUUGGGAAAGAACUCUGCAGAGCAAGGAGUCCUGGAAAUUAGGUUUUGGUGCGACAUUUCUUAAGGCAAAUCAACAACCAGCGCUGUACCAAUGGCUGAUGAAACUCCGCAGUGCCAUAUUAGCCAAAUGUUCUCUGUACUUCCACACUACUUUAAGCCAACAAGCUAGUCCAGGGGAAAUGAGGAGUAUUAUGAGCAAACAGAGUAUAGAUUACUAUCAUAAGAUACAGAGUUUUCAGCGAAAAUACGAUAUACUAGCGGUAUUGAUAAUCUUCGACUCCAGAGAAACUGAAAAUUCAGGUUCUGGAUACAGACAUCCAGGAAGAGGAGCAAACUCUUUUGAGAGUUUUCCCGUUGUUGUUUGUUGUCCUAGUACAUUCACACAGAAACCAUCGGUACACUUGGAUAAUAUCCAGACCAAGAUAAAGGAACGGCACGUCGAACUUCUUGCUAUGGACAAAGUGAUUUGCCAUAAAAGUAUGAAGGAUUCGUGUACAUAUUCUUUCCACAACACCGAUCCCACAAUGACUCUCGUGAUUGUAUUUGAAAACGGGAAACAAAAGGAUAAAGAAACACACAUCACAUCGUUUAUGAUGGACCUUUCUAUGCAAAUUAGAUGCAAUAAGGUUUAUGAAUGUCUUAAAUUAUCAAAAUGAGUAUUUGCGCGAUGAAUAAAUAAAUAUCAAGUUAUGCCAAAGAUCUAAUUACGUUUAUAAUAAAAAAUUCAUUAAUAUAAAUUUAUCGA
Atta colombica is the source of this 1660-nucleotide messenger RNA. Its product is annotated as UPF0536 protein C12orf66 homolog. The record is from RefSeq and is a predicted model, not a curated record. The coding region runs from base 285 to 1571 and encodes 428 amino acids. Gene Ontology annotation, cellular component: KICSTOR complex. Gene Ontology annotation, biological process: cellular response to glucose starvation; protein localization to lysosome; negative regulation of TORC1 signaling. Lineage: Eukaryota; Metazoa; Arthropoda; Insecta; Hymenoptera; Formicidae. The transcript has 9 exons.